This is a messenger RNA of Osmerus eperlanus (European smelt), 967 nucleotides long. RefSeq lists its product as uncharacterized. The transcript is spliced from 3 exons. NCBI's taxonomy places the organism in Eukaryota, Metazoa, Chordata, Actinopteri, Osmeriformes, Osmeridae. The record is from RefSeq and is a predicted model, not a curated record. Bases 80 to 739 code for a protein of 219 amino acids.
CAGCUUCCUCUUCCUCCAUCCAGGACUCCAGGUAUAUAAAUAGAGACAGUCUGCUAACCAGGACUCCCCUCAGCAGGUGAUGAAGGUGAGCAGGGUGCUUCAGCUGAUCGUCUGGGUGGUGGGCCUCUGUCUGGCACAGCAAGUCCCACCACAGUCCAGCCCUGGCUCCAGGGAACGGGGUGGCGGCCAAGUCCCUAUGCCCCAGCUGAAGGUGCUCUCUGCGGGGCUUGUUCACCUCCUGCAGGGGCUCCAGGAGAGCCAGGGCUACGUGGAGAAGCACGUGGAGCAGGUCACAGGGGAGCUGGAGGGGACCGAGCGGGACGUGGAGAGGCUGCGUGAGCUGGGGGUUCAAGCGGGUAGGGCCCACCGGCGGGUGAGGGCAGACCUCCAGUUCCUGAGAGCACAGGGGGACCGGCUGGAGAGAGCGACCCGGGAUCUGCAGCUGGAACUGGGGGCUACAGAGGCCGAGCGGAGGGGCCUGGAGCUCAGGGUGAGCAGGGUCCUGGAGAGGGUGAAGAACGCAGCGGAGCCGAUAUCAGCGGCUGACUCGCUAGUCGACAUGAGUCUACUGAAGGUCAUUCUGGAGACUCAGUCAGGCAGGCUGGCUGAUCUGGCCUUGGAGGUGAGGAACCAGGACGUGAUGAUUGACAGGAACCUACAGCACAUUGUUGACCUGGAACAGCAGGUGUCUCGCAGUAGGGGCCGAAGACCCCCUGCCAGGUCUGGGGGGACAUUCUGAUUGGUCUGUUCAGAGGGAUGUGACAUUCUGAUUGGUCUGUUUGCGGUGGGGGGGGGGUGUAUUCUAAUUGGGCUGUUCUAGAGAGCAGCUGUAUCAAUAGUCUCUAUCCUUUCCUAACAAAACCAUGCAACCUUUAGUGGCAGCAUAGAUGUCUAUAAUGAUACAGUAGAUCACCCAUGGUAGGAAAUGCUUCUUCCUCAUCCUGAUGAAGUGAAACAAUUGUUUUUU